Molecule: messenger RNA, 3990 nt
Organism: Syngnathoides biaculeatus (alligator pipefish)
Lineage: Eukaryota; Metazoa; Chordata; Actinopteri; Syngnathiformes; Syngnathidae
Product: zinc finger protein 271-like
Exons: 3
Coding region: 336-3410 (1024 amino acids)
Biological process (GO): regulation of immune system process; regulation of cytokine production; negative regulation of transcription by RNA polymerase II
Source: RefSeq, a predicted model, not a curated record
CUAGAGAGUCUGCGCAUGCGCUUCUCUCGCGGCAGCGACUUCCGCUCCUGAUUAGCGUGUGUAUUUUUGCUGAGUAAUCGAAUGCGCCCCAUGACUUAGUUCCUCUUUAAUUAGUCGAGAACGGAUUGAAACCUGGACAUCGUUCUUUAAUCACUAAUUUAAACGUCCAAAACAUUCUUUAAAUCUUCGUGUUCAUCUCAACUCGGGGUGCAAGUUGUGAUUUUUCGCCUUGUUAGCUUAGCUCGCUAGCCGCUAACAACAACAAAAACAAGUUUGUUUGCAGAAUAUCGCAAAUUAGAGCUCACCGGUGAAAGUGUGGCGAUAAUCGUGUGAAAAUGUUCGCGAGAACGACGGCGAAGUGCAAGAAGGAACUUUGUGAAACGAAAGUGGAGGACGAGCGAGAACGUCGCUUUGUGGACGCAGUUGUGUUACCCAGAUCAGACAUCAGUGGAAAGUUUCAUCCGGGGCGGGAGCAGUCCGUGUCUUCUCGAAUCAAAGAGGAAGAGCGGGAUGAAGAGGUUGAGGACAUCAAAGAGGAGAGAGAAGAGUUUCUACAGAUGAAAGAGGAAGAGCAGGAGGAAAUCAUCAAGGUUCCAUCGAUUGGUGUCCAUUUGAAGAGCGAAGAUGAAGGUCAAAAUGGGGGAAGCAGAGGGGCGGAGCCUCCAAGCAGGAGCCCAAGUCAACACAACACAAAUGGUGAUGGAGACCACCGUGGAGGAUCGCAAGCCGACGGACUCGUAGCACCACCGUCAGAAAGUGAUGACAUGAUGUCACACUCCCCCCACAGUAAGGAUGAUAAAGAAGAUGAACAUUUGGAAGACAUCAGUGGAAAGCUUCAUCUGGGGCGGGAGCAGUCCGUGUCUUCUCGAAUCAAAGAGGAAGAGGUAGAGCACAUCAAAGAGGAGAGAGAAGAGUUUCUACAGAUUAAAGAGGAAAAGCAGGAGGAAAUCAUCAAGGUUCCAUUGAUUGGUGUCCAUUUGAAGAGUGAAGAUGAAGGUCAAAAUGGGGGAAGCAGAGGGGCGGAGCCUCCAAGCAGGAGCCCAAGUCAACACAACACAAAUGGUGAUGGAGACCACCGUGGAGGAUCGCAAGCCGACGGACUCGUAGCACCACCGUCAGAAAGUGAUGACAUGAUGUCACACUCCCCCCACAGUAAGGAUGAUAAAGAAGAUGAACAUUUGGAAGGUGAUAUUGCACGUGACAAGUCCAAAAAAAUCUUGAAAUGUUCCCAAUGUAGGAAAAUGUUUACUUCUGUGACCACUUUCAAACGACACAUGAAGACGCACACGGGCGUGAUAGAUUUUCCCUGCUCAGUUUGUGGUCAAAGAUUAUCCCGAAAGGAAAACUUAGUCCGUCACAUGAGAACCCACACUGGUGAGAAACCUUUUCCCUGCUCAAUUUGUGGCAAACAAUUCCCUGAAAAGCGAAGCUUAAAAAGACACAUGCAAACCCACACAGGUGAGAAACCUUUUGCCUGCGUAAUUUGUGGUCAAAGAUUCGCUGAUCGCAGAUAUGUAAGACAACACAUGAGAACCCACACUGGUGAAAAGCCUUUUUCCUGCUCAGUUUGUGGUCAAAGUUUCCCUGUGAGGGCGAAAUUAAUAAUACACAAAACAACACACACUGGAGAAAAACCUUAUUCCUGUUCAAUUUGUGGCAAAAUAUUCUCCGUAAAUCAGGGCUUAGUAAGACAUACAAGAACCCACACUGGUGAGAAAACUUUUUCCUGCUCUAUUUGCGGCAAACGAUUCGCCAAUAAUGUAAGACUAAUAAGGCAUACAGGAACCCACACUGGUGAGAAACCUUUUUCCUGCUCUAUUUGCCACAAACGAUUUGCGAAGAAUGUAGAGCAAAUUAGACAUACAAGAACCCACACAGGUGAGAAACCUUUCGCCUGCGUAAUUUGUGGUAAAAGAUUCGCUGAUCGCAGUUAUGUAAGACAACACAUGAGAACCCACACUGGUGAAAAGCCUUUUUCCUGCUCAGAUUGUGGUCAAAGUUUCCAUGUGAGGGCAAACUUAAGAAUACACAAAAGAACACACACUGGAGAAAAACCUUAUUCCUGUUCAAUUUGUGGCCAAAGAUUCUCCGUAAAUCAGAGCUUAGUAAGACAUACAAGAACCCACACUGGUGAGAAACCUUUUUCCUGCUCUAUUUGCGGCAAACGAUUCACCAAUAAUGUAAGACUAAUAAGACAUACAGGAACCCACACUGGUGAGAAACCUUUUUCCUGCUCAAUUUGCAACAAACGAUUCGCCAAGAAUGUAGAGCAAAUUAGACAUACAAGAACCCACACAGGUGAGAAACCUUUUGCCUGCACAGUUUGCGGUCAAAGAUUAUCCCGAAAGGAAAGCUUAGUCAUUCACAUGAGAACCCACACUGGUGAGAAACCUUUUUCCUGCACAGUUUGUGGGCAAAGUUUCGCCAAUAAUCGAAGCUUCAAAAGACAUACCAGAACCCACACAGGUGAGAAUCUUUUUCCCUGCUCACUUUGUGGUAAACAAUACCCUGAAAAGCAAAGCUUAGAAAGACACAUGCGAGCCCACACAGGUGAGAAACCUUUUGCCUGCGUAAUUUGUGGUCAAAGAUUCGCUGAUCGCGGAUAUGUAAGACGACACAUGAGAACCCACACUGGUGAAAAGCCUUUUUCCUGCUCAGUUUGUGGUCAAAGUUUCCCUGUGAGGGCAAACUUAAUAAUACACAAAAGAACACACACUGGAGAAAAACCUUAUUCCUGUUCAAUUUGUGGACAAAGAUUCUCCGUAAAUCAGAGCCUAGUUAGACAUAGAAGAACCCACACUGAUGAGAAACCUUUUUCCUGCUCUAUUUGUGGCAAACAAUUCCCCACAAAUGUAAGACUAAUAAGACAUACAAGAACUCACACAGGUGAGAAACCUUUUGCCUGUGCAAUCUGUGGUAAAAGAUUCUUUGAUCGCGGAUAUUUUUUCAGACAACACAUGAGAACCCACACUGGUGAAAAGCCUUUUUCCUGCUCAGUUUGUGGUCAAAGUUUCCCUAUGAGGGCAAACUUAAGAAUACACAAAAGAACACACACUGGAGAAAAACCUUAUUCCUGUUCAAUUUGUGGCCAAAGAUUCUCCGUAAAUCAGAGCUUAGUCAGACAUACAAGAUCCCACACUGGUGAGAAACCUUUUUCCUGCUCUAUUUGUGGCAAACGAUUCCCCACAAAUGUAAGGCUAAUAAGACACACGAGAAUCCACACAGGCGAGAAACCUUUUACCUGCACAGUUUGUGGUCAAGGAUUCACUAAAAACAAAUAUUUAACAACACACUCAAGAACGCACACCGGAGAGAAACCUUUUUCCUGCUCAAUUUGUGGAAAAAGGUUCUCUCGUCAGUAUCUGGCCAACCGUCACAGGUGUGUUGAUGAGAACGCCAAUGAUCCAUGAAAGUUUUUCCCGUCAUCUGAACAGGUGUCAUCAGUUCAUGCAACAAGGAUGAUUGCAUUUAUUCUAUGUUACCUUCUUUAUGAGAGCCUGCAGGUGUACCUGGAGACUGUUUUAAUAAGAGCUUUGCAAAGACUUUAGCAAUGCACGAGGACUAUCAGUGGCCCAAUAGAUACUUUUCACUGACGCCAAUCACGUGUUUGUUUUGGACGGCAAGAUCGUGUCUACGUAUCAUGGUUAUCAUGGCUAGGAAGCGAUAAAUGUUUACUGUAAUGUUUUGUUAUUGUUUGAUCUUAUCUUGAAAGUUCUUUGACAAACAAACACUGUAACUAGAAGUGAUUGAGGCACUUUUGCUGGCGUGAGGAAUAAUCCACAUGUGAAACUGAGAGCACUGUGUCGACGUCAGCGGGUUGCGACGAGACAGGACGAUAAGGAAGUGAGCUCGAGAGGUUGGGAAGCAAAAUAAACGUCACCCACGUUUGAUGACACGUGACCUUUAAAGACUGUCACUACAGAAACACCCAUAAGAUGGUCUUCUCGCUACCGACUCACCGAGAAAUGUUACUCAGCCAGUGGCCGGCGC